This is a messenger RNA of Catharus ustulatus (Swainson's thrush), 3369 nucleotides long. It is a transcript of the gene CNTF, whose product is annotated as ciliary neurotrophic factor. The transcript is spliced from 3 exons. Bases 267 to 845 code for a protein of 192 amino acids. Gene Ontology annotation, cellular component: axon. NCBI's taxonomy places the organism in Eukaryota, Metazoa, Chordata, Aves, Passeriformes, Turdidae. The record is from RefSeq and is a predicted model, not a curated record. Gene Ontology annotation, molecular function: cytokine activity; ciliary neurotrophic factor receptor binding; growth factor activity. Gene Ontology annotation, biological process: positive regulation of tyrosine phosphorylation of STAT protein; ciliary neurotrophic factor-mediated signaling pathway; negative regulation of neuron apoptotic process.
GCAGCUUUUCCAGAGUAGAGGGAGAGCCCCUGGAGAAGAGCCUGUGUGCAGUGGGAGUCUCUGCAGCAGCGUGUUAGCAGGAGGAUGAGAGGCGGGAAUUUGCAGCGUGGUGCCAGGCCCCAGGCACGGAAGAGGGGGAGAGCCAGGCCAGCGGACGUGUGAGCGGAGCUCCCGGCUGGAAUGCACCAGCUCAGCAAGGGAUUGUCCUCGCCGGGCCGGGCGGGUGCUGCGCCCGGAGCCUGGUGGCCGUGACAGCUGCCCGGACCAUGGCGGCCGCAGACAGCCCCUCCGCCGCCCUCCGGCGCCGCGACCUCUGCAGCCGCGGCAUCCGCCUGGCCGGCAAGAUGCGCGCGGAUGUCGUUGACCUCCUGGACGCCUACGUGGAGCAGCAGGGCCUGGACGCCUCGGCCAGCGUGGCGGCAGUGGAGGGGGUGCCGCUGGCGGCGGUGGAGCGCUGGGACGAGCAGACGGGCACGCAGCGGCUGCUGGAGAACCUGGCGGCCUACCGGGCCUUCCGCGCCCUGCUGGCCCAGAUGCUGGAGGAGCAGCGGGAGCAGCUGGGCGAGGCGGAUGCGGGCCUGGGCCGGGCGCUGGCGGCCGUCCUGCUCCAGGUCUCGGCCUUUGCCUACCACCUCGAGGAGCUGCUGCGGCUGGAGAGCCGCGGGAUCCCCGGCGAGGAGGAGGACGGGCCGCCGCCCCCGCCGCGCCUCAGCCGCUUCGAGCAGAAGCUGCGGGGCCUGGGCGUGCUGCGGGAGCUGGCCCACUGGGCCGUGAGGUCCGAGCGGCAGCUCGCCAAGCCCAGCCCGGCCUCCGGCGCGGCCCCCGGCCUGGCCGAGAGUCCCUGAAGGCGAGCACGGGGAGGGGGGUCUUGGCUGCCGCUGGGGCUCCUUGCCUACCCUCUCCGAGGGCAGCCGACAGCGAAGGAGGGGAUGUGGAGGGGAGGGACCGUGUCAUUAGUGCCCAUGCUUUUAGUGCUGCUCCUCGUGGGGAAACUGAGGCAAGGGCUGCAGUCUGUCCAUCCUCAGGGGUCCUUGGGCUCUUCCUCCUGGGCAGGUGAAUUAUCCCCCAGGAAGCAGCUUUGCUGCUCGCCCCAGGCCCUAGAGGCGUGACCAGCGGCACUGCCCUUGUCUUCGGAAUUUGGACGCUGCCUAUGGCAGGCAGAUGCUGCCUUGGGGCUCUUGCUGAUGCAGGGCAGGAGUGAAAGGACAGAAAAGCAUCACCUGGUGAAAGGACUCUUGGGAUCUGCCCCCAAGCUGCAAGGAACAAGGCUUGGCUUCCUGCACGUGGACUCUUUCUUUCUGCUCAGCUUGGUUGACUGCUCAUUGAACUUCUGCUCUAAUUGCUUGGGGGCUUUUUAGGCGGGGCGGGAGGGGGGGAGCAAUCAGGAGGGGAAUUCUUAACUGCUUGGACAUGAUAAUGGAGAGGAUUUUUUAACUGAAAGUGGAUCUUUUAGCUGUGAUUCAGAAGCCCCUCUGCAAGGGGGUUAGUGCCUGCAGGGCUUAUUUUAGGACUGGGAAUGGCAUGGGAGAAUCUAACAGCCCCAACCACAUCGUUCACCCUGUGGAGUGCUGGGAUGUUUCACGGCUUCCUGGGCCACGGCUCUCCUGCCGACUGGAUGUGCUGGCUGCUGGCUGUCGAGUGAAUAAAAGGGCUGGGAGACCUACCCGGGUGAUGUACUUCUUGGGGGAGCUGGGACAGUCAACCUCACCAGAGAGUCUGGGCUGCCCAGUUCCCACUCCAGGGAAGGGUCCAUCCCAGUGGGGUGAGUGAGAGGUUUGGGAGGUCACGGGGAAGACGAAGGAGCUGGGGAUGGUGGGAGGAUGAGGAGGAGGUGGGGGGUCACAGGGGUUGUGCCGUGUCCUGGUGAGGCCCUGCCUUCUUCCCUGUGAGAGGACAGGCAGAAUGUGGGGACCGGGGCCACCGAGCAGGGAGGAGGGUGGGGACGUGCCCGGCUGGCUCUGCACAAAGCGGCUUUGUGGUGGCAGGUUGGGACAGCAGCGGGCACAGCGCCUGCCCCAGCACCAGCAGCCUCUGCACAGGCACGGGGGCUCCGGGGGCACAAAGAGCAGCCCGAGGCUGAGCCCCCAGUGCCAUCCUGCCCACCCCACCUACCACACUGGGCUGCAGGGUUGGGGCAAGGGUGAUUUCAUGGGGUCUCUUUUUUCAUGGGCAAUGCCUGAGAGGAAGAGCGUGCACCUUCUUCAUCACCACUUGCUGCCUGCCCUCAGCUUUGCAGCUCAGACUGGAUUACUUCAAUCUUUAUGCUUCCCUGCACUUGGGAAUAACAAUUUAUGGCCAUUAUUUUUUUCAGAAUUAAUCAAAGCAAGUCCCUUUUCUGACAAGAAUUUUUCUUGCCUGCUGCUGGGUGCUUGAAGCCACUUUGCUCCUCUCCCCUUGCACCCUCCAGCUCAGCAGUGGCCGGGUGCUCACACCCUCCUCACCUUUCCAGGGGUGGGCAGGGACAUCUGGAGUGUGUCCUUGAACUUCACCAUCCGACCAGGUGGGAACAGACCUCUUUUCUCCGGCAGCACAGGCCGGGUAGGAGGUGACCUUCAGAUCCAGGGAGCCGGCCAAGGCUGCAACCCGAUACUCCCACAUCAGCUGCUGGCAGAGAGCUGAGCUCGGUGCUGCACUUGCACUCCAGGGUGAAAGCAGGAAUGGAGACCCAAGGUGGACGAUGGUGUUGCCCCAGGGAUUUCCCUGGGCUUUUGCAACCUUCCUUCCUUCUUCCCUGUUCCCUUGCCAGCUGGGUGCAUCUGCAUUUGUGGAGCAGCCACCUAACUAGAAACAAUGGGAAAAAGCAGUCCAUUACAAAGCUCCACGCUCUGGCUGAGCAAGAGGCUCCAACUCCCGGCCUUUCCCUGCCAGCCAGCCCCCACCAUGCCGUGCAGAGGCGGUGACGUCUGAGCUGGCUGGGAUUUAAUGCUAUUUUUCAGCUGCAGCCCUGAGGGAAUCACCAGUGAAGUGAUUUGGCGAGGACAGGGGCGCCCGACAGCUGAGCUCCCGUGGUGCCAGGAGGCCCUUGGAUUUGCUUUGCCACAGACUGAAGUGAAGUUGACCUGGAUGGCUGAAGGCAAAUGAAGCUGUUCAUUUUGGAAUCAGAAAUUGGGGGUUUGAGGGGAGGACAGUUGUACCCAUGUGGCCGAUGCUGCUGAGGACCCCUGCCACGGCCUCCUGCAAACUGAGAACUCACCCAAACCAUCCAGCUUUGGGAAGAGAGAAGAGAUUUGCAGUGCUGGUGGGAGCAGGGAAGUGGGGCGGGGGGGUGGAGAGAGGGCCGUACUCUCAAACUGCAGCAGGGAUGGAGGCACCAAAAGCAACCCACAGACAUGUUUAAUUUCAAAAUAAUAAAUGUUUUUUAGGGUUUAA